Messenger RNA from Capsella rubella, 1821 nucleotides. RefSeq names its product probable pectate lyase 13. Gene Ontology annotation, molecular function: pectate lyase activity. Lineage: Eukaryota; Viridiplantae; Streptophyta; Magnoliopsida; Brassicales; Brassicaceae. The transcript has 4 exons. The coding region runs from base 235 to 1740 and encodes 501 amino acids. The record is from RefSeq and is a predicted model, not a curated record.
UGCAGAGAAGCAGAGAGAGAGAGAGUGAGAGAGAGAUAAAGCAGCAGCUUCUUCUUCUUCUUCUUCUUCUCCUCCUCCUCUUCUACAAAGCUUUCUCUCAUGUGGAUUUCAAAUCCUUCUCAGCUUCUCUCCCUCCACAUUUCUCAACCAACAUUCCUCUUCUGACACUUACCAGACCAACCAACAUUCACCGCCAAAAUAAAGCAAGCACCAAGUCACAAUCCGCCAUUAACGAUGCUUCUUCCAAACUUCGCAAGCACCAUUUUCAUGCUCUGCCUCUUCUUCACACUCCUCGCCGCCACUAAACCCCUAAAUCUCACUCUCCCUCACCAGCAUCCUUACCCUGAUUCCGUCGCUCUCCAUGUCAUCAGGAGUGUGAAUGCAUCUCUUGCAAGAAGACAACUAGGCUCCUCCUCUUCCUCGUCCUCAUCAUCAUCCUCAUCCUCCUCUUGCCGUACCGGAAACCCAAUCGACGAUUGCUGGAAGUGCAGCGACUCAGACUGGUCAUCAAACCGUCAAAGACUGGCCGACUGUUCAAUCGGCUUCGGACACGGGACACUGGGAGGCAAAAACGGCAAGAUCUACGUCGUUACAGACUCCUCCGACAACAACCCAACAAACCCAACUCCAGGAACACUCCGUUACGGCGCAAUCCAAGAAGAGCCACUGUGGAUCGUCUUCUCCUCGAACAUGCUCAUCAGAUUGAAACAAGAACUCAUAAUCAGCAGCUACAAAACCUUGGACGGGCGUGGAUCAGCAGUACACAUCACAGGAAACGGAUGCUUAACUCUACAAUACGUUCAACACAUCAUCAUCCACAAUCUCCACAUCUACGACUGUAAACCUUCAGCUGGAUUCGAGAAACGAGGUAGAUCCGACGGAGAUGGGAUCUCGAUCUUCGGAUCUCAAAAGAUCUGGGUUGACCAUUGCUCGAUGAGCCACUGCACCGACGGGCUUAUAGAUGCUGUGAUGGGUUCAACAGCUAUAACCAUAUCCAACAACUACUUCGCGCACCACGACGAGGUGAUGUUGUUGGGUCAUGACGAUAACUAUGCUCCGGAUACGGGGAUGCAGGUGACGAUAGCGUUUAACCAUUUCGGACAAGGCCUGGUUCAGAGGAUGCCUAGAUGUCGGAGAGGUUAUAUUCAUGUUGUGAAUAAUGACUUCACAGAGUGGAAGAUGUAUGCAAUUGGUGGUAGUGGUAAUCCCACCAUUAACAGCCAAGGAAAUCGUUACGCUGCUCCUUCUGAUCCUAGCGCCAAAGAGGUGACGAAGAGAGUGGACUCGAAGGACGAUGGAGAAUGGGCGAAUUGGAACUGGAGAUCAGAAGGAGAUCUGAUGGAGAACGGAGCUUUCUUUGUGGCAUCGGGUGAAGGAGUGAGCUCCAUGUACUCUAAAGCUUCUAGCGUGGACCCUAAAGCUGCUUCUCUCGUAAACACCCUCACUCGAAACGCUGGCGUUUUCGGCGGUCCCAGGGAUGAUCAAGGUCAGAGUGGCAAUUCUUAUUCACCGUAUGGAGGCGGAGACGGUGGCAGCAGCGGUAGUGGAGGGCUCGGCGACAUGAGUGGUAUGGGCGGUACGACAAGAGGAAGUAGCAGCAGCAGCAACAGCAACGGUGACGACUUCUUCGGGAUGAUAUUUGGAAGCAAUGCCCAGCAGCCGCGGUCGCGUUUAACGUUAUUGUUCUCUUUGUUAAUGAUUUCGUUUUUGUCAUUGUCAUCAACUCUAUUAUUGUGGUAGAAGAACGGAUGGAUAACAAAUAGGAUUUGGACCGUUCAAUUGAUUGGUUUUUGGUGUAAAGUGGCUUGGCUCUCUCCAUUA